Drosophila rhopaloa is the source of this 4254-nucleotide messenger RNA. Its product is annotated as rabankyrin-5. Gene Ontology annotation, cellular component: cytoplasm. The coding region runs from base 413 to 3814 and encodes 1133 amino acids. The record is from RefSeq and is a predicted model, not a curated record. Gene Ontology annotation, molecular function: metal ion binding; protein binding. Lineage: Eukaryota; Metazoa; Arthropoda; Insecta; Diptera; Drosophilidae. The transcript is spliced from 7 exons.
ACAAAAAUGUACAUUUUGUUUAAUAAAACUUUUGUUUAUUGACCAUUUUGAUUGUUUCUGAUUAUUUGAAAAACGUCUGGAAUAUCAUUUUUAAAUUUUAUUUUUAUCACAUUAAGAAAGCCUACUUCAGCUUCACUUCAGAAAUCAUGAAAAUUAAACCUAAAAAAAUAGUCUUAUUUUUGGUUUUUGGACUACAUAAAAUCUAAAAUGCCUGAUUUAACUUAACAAACAUUUAGAUGUUUCGUGUUUUUAAACAUGGUUUCGUGUUUUUAAACAUGACCCGCGUUAAUUUUGUUUCGGAACCAGUUCUAUAAUGAUCCUAAACAGCUGAUUGUACGCCUUCUAUUUGGUUGAGUGGUCACUUAUAUUUCUUUUUUCAACUAAUAAUAAUUUGUUCAUACAUAAAUAAAAAAUGGGGACAAAUGACAAUGCUUCCGUUCAACAUUUGGAGAAACAUUUAGCGUUGUUAAAGGAUGAAUAUAAAAAUCAACAGCGCAAGUAUGGGGAAUUGGAGAGAAAAUACAACGAAAUUGUUGCUACAUCAGCAAAUGAAGAGUUCUCAGGCGGACUCAACAAUUUUGUCUCACGUCUGUCAUUAACGGUUGCUUCAUUAUUUGGUAGUCAUACUUAUGCUGAUAUUUACAUUAGAGCACAAGAGAAAGUAUUUCCGGCACACAAAAUCGUUCUUCACGCACGCUCUGAAAAAUGGGGAGAUAAUCACCUAAGCGGCAUACAAGAGCUCGACUGGAGCGAUUUAAAUGAAGAUGUUGUGCUGGCACUUUUGCGUUGGAUAUACACUGAUCUUAUUGAUUUGCAGCAUGAUGGGCUAGCUUUGGAUCUUCUUAGAACCGCACAUCGAUUUGGUUUACCAUCUCUUUUAGGACUGUGUGAGCGAGCAUUAGUUGCUUCGGUGGGAGUAAGGUCUUGCAUACGAUUUUAUUGUGUUGCUAAAGAAGUAGAUGCAUCAACAUUGUUAGAAUACUGUGCCGGCAUUAUAUCAACACAUUGGGACGACCUUACAACGCAAGACUUUGAGCACAUGUCCGGGCCUUUAUUGUUUGAAAUGCUUCAGACCAAAACAAAGUAUCCCCUCCAUGCUGCUGUCAGACUCCAAAGGGAAGACGUUGUAAGCAUGUGCAUUCAAGAAAAUGGUAACGCACUUCCACAACUGGUUAAUAGUUUUUCUGAAAAUGGACUAUUGCCUCUUCAAAUGGCUUUAUCAGCAAAAAAUGUUAAAAUUGCUCAGACCCUUGUGAAAAGCGGAAUGGCGAACAUAAAUGCUCUUAAUAUAGAGGGGUCUACACUGCUAAUUGCUGCUUUAAGAAAUGGUGACGUUUUUUCGGCAAAUUUCCUCUUGGAAGAAAACUGUCUUUUAGACCUUUCGCCUGACCCAUCGUCGGAUACUGCAUUACAUAUUAUUUGUAAUUUCGUUGAAUAUAGUAAUAAUCCAGACAAUUUUGCGGAAAUAUUAAAAGUUGGAAAGAAUAUUUUACUAAGGAAUCCAAAUGUAAAUAUUCAAAAUGUAAAAGGAGAAACACCUUUGCAUAUAGCAAUAGCCAGACAAAAUUCAGAAAUGGUAUUUCAUUUACUUAAAGUUCCAAAUAUUGAUAUUAAUUUGCGCACUUCCGAAGAAAAGAGUGCCCUGGAACUUAGUUUACUAUUGGGAGAUCGAGAGUUUAAGAUAGCCUCAAUGCUUUUAAAUAUGGGUGCAAACCCAAAUCCCAAAAAGUCAAAAACUGGAGAUAGCCUACUACAGGUGUUUGCAAUGGACGGACAUCUAGGGGAGUCCGCAGCAAUUUUUUUGGCAGAUUUUGCAACUCUUCAUCAUAUGAAUUUAAGAGGGUUAACAGCCUUACACAUUGCUGCUUCAAAAAACAUGCCAAACCUAGUAAAAAAAUUGAUUGUUAAAGGUGCUCCGUGCAAUUUACAAUCCAUCGAGAGCGAUCUUAAAUCGGCUUUGCAUAUGGCAGUUGAAGCUAAUGCAGUUAAUGCCUUAGAAGCUUUUGUUCAGAUAAAAAACGAAAUCCCCGAUGUUAUUGAUUUUAAUUGCCAAGAUAUUAAUGGCAAUUCACCGUUAAGUCUAUGCUUAGCUCUUAAUAGAACUCAACUGGUACCUAUUCUCAUCCGAGGCGGCUCAAAUGUAAAUGCAAAGAAUAAGGACAAUUUAACACUGUUGCAUCAAUCAAUAAAGAAUGGAGACACUGAUACAUCAUUGUUUUUACUAGAGCAAGGUGCAGAUUUUACUGCUGUAACAGAUGAUCAGGUUUCUGCAUUGGAGUUAUCGAUCGAAUACGAUCUACCAAGAGUCGUGAAUGCCCUUUGCACAAGAGGAAUCGCACUAAGACCCGAUUCAAAAGGAGUUUCACCACUAUGGACAGCAUUGGAACUUGCGCAUGAAGAUGUGGCAAGUGUGCUUGUGCGACACGGAGUUGACACUGACUGCUGGGGCAACGGACCAGAGGGAUGCCAACAAACUCUUUUACAUCGUGCAAUUGAUGAAAACAAAGAAUCAAUUGCUAUAUUUCUUAUUCGAAGUCAAUGUGACUUAGACUCCGCACGACAGCCAGGUCCGAAUGGUGAGGGUGGAGAUGAAGCAAAGGAAAAAUCUUCCCCGCUGCAUUUAUGUUGUCAGUGGGGCCUAACCAAAGUUCUUCAGACACUAAUUGAUCACGGUGCUAAUGUUAACGUAAUGGACGCUGAAAACAAAUCUCCACUUCAUGUAGCUAUUGAAAACCAACAUGAAGAGAUAAUAGCCGUUCUUCUUUGUCACCCUAUUAUAGAACUUAAACUCCGUGAUAGGUCCGGAAAUACACCUUUUGCAGCCGCCUUAGGUAUUCGUAAUCACAAGGCCGCCCAACGCAUUUUGGAUCGAUUUCCAACAGCAGCUGAGCAAAUGGACCAGCGCGGCAGAAACUUUUUGCAUUUAGCAAUUAUGAAAGACGAUUUAGAAAGUGUUUUAUUUUUGAUAGCUAUUCAGGUAGAUGUUAAUUCUCGAGUACAUGAUGUCAAUCAAUCUACGCCCUUACAUUUGGCGGCUGCCUCAUUUAAUGAAAUGAUAACCAGAAAUCUAAUUUUAGCUGGUGCCCGUAUGAAUGAACGGGAUGCUGUCCAAAAAUUGCCCCUUCAUAUUGCCAUUGAGCGCGGAAAUCUUUCCGCUGUAUGUGCAUUAAUUCAAAACAAUGCCGACUACGACGCAACAGAUGCUGAUGGCAAUAAUGCUUUACACAUAGCUGUAAGAUGCGGUCAGUUCUUCAUUGUACGUGAACUUUUAACAGAAUCCAGAGUAAACGCAGAGGCAACAAAUUUAAAAGGUCGGAAUCCUUUGCAUGAAUUGUGUCGUGUUGUUGAGGAUAAUACAGCCGCUCUGAUUUGCGAACUAUUUCUAGAAUGUAUGCCAAAAUAUCCAAUUAAUAUUCCUGACUUGGAUGGAAAUACUCCGCUGCUGCUUUCCUUUAUGAGAGGCCAAUCGCCACUUUGUAAAAUACUUGUAAAAGCAGGGGCGUGCCUUGGUACCGAAAAUAGAGAAGGAGUAAAUAUUUUUAAUUUUAAACUAGCUACAGAUCAACUACUUCACAAAUUGUUGGACCAAUUGCCACAAGAAUCAUCGUGGUCAGAGUGUGACCUAUGCCAGGAAUGUACCACAAGGUUUACAAUUACUAUGCGAAAACAUCAUUGCCGGCAUUGUGGACGGGUGCUAUGCUCCAAAUGUUCCAGCAACGAUAUACCUAUUUUGAAAUUUGGCAUAAACAAACCAGUAAGAGUCUGCUGCGUUUGCUUUAAUGUGCUGCAAUGUGGUAAUGGAUCAUUGUCAUAGUUUAAACCUAACCAAUUUAUCAAUUAAUUAUAUAACAUGGUUAUGAGGUGCCGUUUAUUAAGAGGACAAAAUAAAAAUACUAAAAGAUAUAAAAAUGUUAUUAACAAAAAAAUUAAUUUGUAAUUAUUUUAAUACAAUCAUUAAGCGCCCAAUUAUUUGGAAGGCUUUUUACUAAAGAUAAAGCUUUAUGCCAAAGAACACUUUCUAAAAUUCUAGUCAAAGCGUGCCUUGUUAGUAAAAAUUGAGAAUGAAAAAAUAAUUUUAAAUUCAAGCUAGCCACAGAUGAAUUACUUCACAAAUUUUGUAAUCCAUUACCACAAGAAUCAUCGUAGCCAGAGUGUGACUUAUGCCAAAAGUAUAUAACUGAGUUUACAAUUACUAUGCCAAAACGUUAAUGGUAAGAAUGGGAUCAAGUGAAUUACAAAUAUUUUAACGAUCUU